Messenger RNA from Penicillium soppii, 708 nucleotides. It is a transcript of the gene erg2, whose product is annotated as C-8 sterol isomerase ERG2. The transcript has 2 exons. Gene Ontology annotation, biological process: ergosterol biosynthetic process. Gene Ontology annotation, cellular component: endoplasmic reticulum. Lineage: Eukaryota; Fungi; Ascomycota; Eurotiomycetes; Eurotiales; Aspergillaceae. The coding region runs from base 1 to 708 and encodes 235 amino acids. The record is from RefSeq and is a predicted model, not a curated record.
AUGCCUUCCAAAUCCUCCAAAUCCAGCUCCAGCUCCGGCUGCGGCUGUCGCUGCUUCUCUCUCAAGUCCCUGAGCUUCCUGGCAAUCUUCCUGGCCCUGUUCUCCGCCGUCUACCGAUUCCUCGACGCGCGCCUAGACCAGUUCUACAUCUUCGACCCGGACCAUCUCCACGAUCUCUCCCAGCGUGCCAUUAGCGCACAUGGCGAAGACACCCGCUCCAUCGUCAACUUCAUCGUUGCCGAGCUGGAGCAGAAGGUCGGCCCCAAGUACCUGAGCACCCAGGAGGAAUGGGUGUUCAACAACGCGGGCGGUGCCAUGGGCGCCAUGUACGUGAUCCACGCCAGUAUCACCGAGUACCUGAUCAUCUUCGGUACCGCCAUCGGCACUGAGGGCCACACCGGUCGCCACACCGCAGACGACUACUUCAACAUCCUCCAGGGAACCCAGCUGGCCUACGUCCCCGGCGAAUUCAAGCCGGAGGUCUACCCCGCUGGUAGCGUUCACCACCUCGUCCGCGGCGAGGUCAAGCAGUACAAGAUGGAUGAAUCUUGCUUUGCGCUUGAGUACGCCCGUGGCUGGAUUCCUCCCAUGCUCUUCUUUGGGUACGCCGAUACCUUCUCCAGCACUCUGGACUUCCCCACCCUGUGGGCUACUACCCGUAUCACUGCUGUCGAGAUGGUCGGUAACUUGUUGCAGCUCAAGCUGUAA